GUGCAGCUACCCCACGUACGUGCUCAUAUCCGGAGAAACACACACAGAGAGGCUGACAUUCCUCUUGUUUUGCAUCUUUUGCUCUGCAGACGCGUGCGUGACAUAUCUGCUCCCGGAUUCCCCUUCAACUUUUUUCCCUUUUUUUGCAGUUUUUUUUUUAAAAUACUGUUUUCCUUGUCGCAUUCUCUCCAGAGGCUUUUGGAAUGAACUGUUUUCCAGCCUGCGUCGUUUCCAUGUCAGCAUGGGAACUGCCGUGUCCAAAAGGAAGAAUUUAAGAAACGAUGCGAUAUCCUCUGUGGCAGCAAAAGUUAGAGCAGCCCGAGCAUUUGGAGAGUACCUGUCCCACACACACCCUGAAAACAGAAACGGAUCAGCUCAUCUUCUGUGUGAAACCUCGGUGGGUCCCGACCCGGAGUCCCCAAGUGACACGAUUGGCCCCAACAACAACAACCACCUCCACCCCUGCUCCAACACCGCCAAGGGCUGCGAGGACAACCGGGAGCCCAGCCUGGUGAAACUCCAGCCGCCACCCCCUUCCAUCACCAUCUCGACCAAAGCAUCGCGACUGUCCCUCGAGCGCAGCUUCUCCGCUGAGGAAGACCAGCAAAAGGGCAUCGAGUGCACCCUGCAGCCUGCCCGCGUGUACACCAUCACCACCCAGCGCGGUAUGCUGAUGAGCAGCGGCCGGGGCAGCAAGGAGAGCCUAGAACUGGACGUCCUGAAGGAGAAGCCGGGGAGUGGCGGGGUGGGAUCCAGAGGUGGCUUGAUCCAGCCCUCCACCUCCCCUUCCUCCACCACAUCGUCUCCAACCCAGUACCACCAUGCCAGCAGCGGCCGUGGCUCCAGCCACCAUCACAGAAACCAUCACGACACUCGGGACCACGGGAACCACCACCACCACGGCGUCUCGGGCACCAAUGCGCCUUCCGGUAGUGGAGGAAGUAGCGGGGCGAGUGGCAGCAGCAGCAGCAACCAGCAGCAGCAGCAGCAGUCUCUAUCUGUGGCUGGAUCCCACUCUGGAUCCCACCACGGAUCGCACCACCACGGCCACCACCACCACCUGUCCCAACCUCCGCUGCAGACCUCCGUGAGCGCCCACAACAUCCGCGGCUGGGGCGAGGGCGGGAAAGGGGAGGCGGAGUGCAGCGGGCUGGCUUGUGAGUCAUGCAGCGGCGCCCCCUCGCGGAGCCAGGGCUCCCUGGACCUGGAGAGCACGUCCCGAGAGGCAGGCAAGCAGCACCGACGCUUGGAGCGGAUGUGGAGUGUGGACCGGGUGACUGGGCUGGAGAGAGAGGACACUAACUGGUUCCCCAAGGAAAACAUGUUCAGCUUUCAAACUGCCACAACAACCAUGCAGGCGUGAGUGAACUUCCGGAAGCAUCUUCGGAUGGUGGGCAGCAGGAGGAUGAAAGCACAGACAUUCGCUGAGCGUAGAUCGAAGAGUUUCAGCCGUUCCUGGAGCGACCCCACCCCUGUCAAGACUGACUCUCCAAAUGAACCCAGAGACAGCGGAGACCUGCAGACCUCCUGUAGUACUUUGGAUGAAGGAGGCCUUGAUGACAACAUGGACUGGGAGGAGGAGAGAGAGAUGGAGAGGCUGGCCUGUGAAGGAGACGACUUCGUACCUCCAAAAAUCAUGCUGAUCUCUUCAAAGGUCCCAAAGGCAGAGUACGUUCCCACUAUAAUCCGCAGGGAUGACCCCUCCAUCAUCCCCAUCCUCUACGACCAUGAGCAUGCAACUUUUGAUGAUAUUUUGGAGGAGAUUGAGAAGAAGCUCACAGCUUACAGGAGAGGGAGCAAGUUCUGGAGGAUGCUCAUCUUUUGUCAGGGAGGCCCUGGUCACCUGUAUUUACUGAAGAAUAAAGUGGCAACUUUUGCGAAGGUGGAAAAGGAGGAGGACAUGAGCCAAUUCUGGAGGAGGCUUAGUCGCUUCAUGAGUAAAGUCAACCCAGAACCCAACCUCAUCCACAUAAUGGGAUGCUACGUCCUGGGCAACCCCAACGGAGAGAAGCUGUUCCAGAAACUGAAGAAUCUGAUGAGGCCUUAUUCUGUCGAGUUUGAGUCGCCGCUGGAGCUGUCUGCGCAGGGCAAAGAGAUGAUUGAGAUGUACUUCGACUUCCGCCUCUACCGGCUUUGGAAGACGCGGCAGCACUCCAAACUCUUGGACUAUGAGGAGUUUUUGUGACGCAGAAACACGGAUAAAGGGUGCAGCGAGCGGAGCCCUUCCAGUGCCACGAGGAAUCUGUUAAAAACUGAUCCAAUGACUGAACAUUGUUCAACUCUAGUGCUCGACCCGUCAACUCAAUAUAAACAGUCAUACCUGCUUUCAUCCUGGAGGGGAGCGGGAGAGGAGGAAGAGGGAUGACUGGCAGGACGCGGAGGCUGAAGACAAACUAAAUUGUGCCGUGCCUCAGCUCCUCCUCAAGGAUCGAAAACUCACAAAAAGGGCCGAAAAAAAUACACAUAAACGCAAAAAUGAGGAGAGAGCAGAGAUAAGUGGACUGUCCACGUCUUCGUCAUCAACUCCCUUUGCCUCUUGAAUUUGAAAGCAAAAGGAGAAUCAAAAUGUGUAAAAAACAAAUAUCAUUUUAGUCACACCUCUGUUGCAAAGACACACUUUUUUGAGG
Centropristis striata (black sea bass) is the source of this 2627-nucleotide messenger RNA. It is a transcript of the gene nsmfa, whose product is annotated as NMDA receptor synaptonuclear signaling and neuronal migration factor a. The record is from RefSeq and is a predicted model, not a curated record. NCBI's taxonomy places the organism in Eukaryota, Metazoa, Chordata, Actinopteri, Perciformes, Serranidae. Gene Ontology annotation, cellular component: nucleus; cytoplasm. The transcript is spliced from 14 exons. Gene Ontology annotation, biological process: regulation of neuronal synaptic plasticity; positive regulation of neuron migration.